Asterias rubens (European starfish) is the source of this 1122-nucleotide messenger RNA. RefSeq names its product protein yippee-like 5. The transcript is spliced from 2 exons. Lineage: Eukaryota; Metazoa; Echinodermata; Asteroidea; Forcipulatida; Asteriidae. The record is from RefSeq and is a predicted model, not a curated record. Bases 141 to 506 code for a protein of 121 amino acids.
AUAGUGGAGGGAGAUUUCGCGCAUUUACGAUUUUUAGUCCUUUUGGAGCAGACGAUUUCCUAGAUAAAGUUUGAUUGUCAUACAAUAAUCAAUAUACUAAAAAGCAUCAACAUACAAAGACGCUCCCAUGACGAUUCAAGAUGGGGCGAAUCUUUCUGGAUCACAUGGGAGGUUCACGCCUCUUCUCCUGCGCCAACUGCGAUAGCAACCUCACCAACAGGACUGAGCUCAUCUCCACCAGGUUCACCGGAUCAACGGGGCGAGCGUACCUAUUCAACAAGGUGGUCAAUCUGUCCUACAGCGAUGUCCAGGAUCGCAUGAUGAUCACCGGACGCCACAUGGUCCGCGAUGUCUUCUGUAAAAACUGUGACACCAAGCUUGGUUGGAUGUACGAGUUUGCCACGGAGGACAACCAGCGGUACAAGGAAGGACGUAUUAUUCUGGAGAGGGCGCUCAUCAUUGAGAGUGACGGAUUCGAAGAGCGGGGCGUUGGGACUGAUAAUUAAGCCGGACAAACUUGGGUCAUGAUGGAUUGUUGUCAACUUAAGUUUGAGAUCUCGAGUGGUGUAUAGUACAGUUUUAUAAGCUUUCAAGACAAACUAGCACAGGGAAUGGGGACAGGGAAUGGGGACAGGGGUGGUUGGUUACGGUUUGUGUUUUUUGCCACAUUUUGUUUUAAAAGAAAGGGCAAUUAAUAAAGCUUCUUCUAAUCAAUGGCAUGUUCAAAUCCUGUAGUUAGCAGAGUGGGUACUGCAAACAUUUAGUACAGUUUAAAGUGUAUCUUGGAUUUAGAUUUCACCCUUGCACUGAUGUGUGGUUGUAAGCAUUUUAAAUGCUUUUCCAAGUCAAUCCAUAAGAUGCUUUUGUUAGUUUUCUACCCACAAAGCUUGUACAACUCGUAUAAUUAUAGCAGCUGAUACCGCAAAAGUUUUAAGUGAUGUAAUAAAUCCAUUAGGGAUACAAAAUAUUUUUUUGAUUUAACACCAACACUGACUUGUGAAACGCACUGUAUACAGAAAUACUGGCUGCUCCAGUUGAUUGCAUCAUGAUUAAGCUUGGGCGAUAUCACGAUAUUAUCGAAUAUUAAUUUAAUUUGGAAACGAUUUCGAUAUCGGAUGGAUU